Molecule: messenger RNA, 2049 nt
Organism: Priapulus caudatus
Lineage: Eukaryota; Metazoa; Priapulida; Priapulimorpha; Priapulimorphida; Priapulidae
Product: homeobox protein MSH-D-like
Exons: 2
Coding region: 205-999 (264 amino acids)
Biological process (GO): regulation of transcription by RNA polymerase II; embryonic morphogenesis
Cellular component (GO): nucleus
Molecular function (GO): DNA-binding transcription factor activity, RNA polymerase II-specific; RNA polymerase II transcription regulatory region sequence-specific DNA binding
Source: RefSeq, a predicted model, not a curated record
CUCUACCGGCUCACUGUCGUGCCAGCCAGUCAGUGCCGUCGCACACACUCACACGCUGACACACACCGACACACAUCGCGUCGCGCAUCGUGCCUGUGUGCUAUAAGGCCAGUGACAACCGCUCAGGAAACCAGCUGCAUCAGAUUCUCAGUUGCGCGAGAGAGAGAGAGACAGAGCGCGCCGCCAACGAAGACAGCAACGAACAUGAUGCACAGCAACAUCUCCCUGCAGUCGGGCACGACGUCGGCGUUCAGUCGGCUGCAGCCGAGUAACCGACGGUCGCCGCCGACGACGCCGCCACCGACGACGACGACGACGAACAGCAGCCCGACGAAGGAGACGUGUAGCAGCUUCAGCGUCGAGUCGCUGAUAGCGAAGGACUCUGACAGAACGCGGCGCGAAGGCAAGCGGCCCUUCACCGUCGAGGGAAUCCUGGAGCUAGAUUCGCCGCAGCCGGUCGGCAAAGAGUACAUGAUUCCGCCGCAGAUCAGCAUCCCGCCGCCUGCCGACGUGUCCGUUAGCUGGGCCUCCUGCCCGACGAACUUCUCGUGGCUCAACGGCAGCAGAACGUCACCGACGAACAUGGACGAGCAGAAGACCGUCAAACCGCUGGCGUCGUGCGUCGGCAUGCUACGAAAGCACAAGGCGAACCGGAAGCCGCGCACGCCGUUCACGACGCAGCAGCUGUUGGCGCUAGAGCGGAAGUUUCGCAUGAAGCAGUAUCUGUCGAUCGCCGAGCGCGCCGAGUUCUCCAGCUCGCUGGAACUCACCGAAACACAGGUGAAAAUCUGGUUCCAGAACAGGCGUGCCAAAGCGAAGCGUCUGCAGGAAGCCGAAAUCGAGAAGCUAAAGAUGGCCGCCAAGCCGAUGCUGGCGCCCUCUAUGGGCAUGACGCUCUCUGGGCUUUAUCCGGGACAUUUCCGGCCGCCGUUCUCCGUCGCCUCGCCGUACGGCUUCAUGACUCCCGUGCCGCACACUGGACUUCUCUACCAUCACUGAUGAUCGAUGGUGUCCAGCCACACGCCUCGCACGUAAGCCGAGCACGUAAUCAGCUAUAUGAGCGAGAGUGGUGUAAAUAGUACGAGAGCUUUCUUCAGCCCACGCGACGCCGCUCCCCCCUGCUCCUCCUUACCGCGCCUCCUAACCCAUGAUCCGCAUUCAUCAACAUCGUCUGCACGGUUCCUGCACGGCUGGCGACCGUUCCUUCGCGCCUCGCAGAGACAGCGAUAUAGAUAAGCUGAUGGCAGACGCUAGACGCAGCAAGCAGGAUGAUGCUGGUCACGCUGAGAGGCGGGCGCUCAGUUUGCGGUUCUCUGUCGACGCGGCUAUAAACCUAUUCUCGCGUGUAGCGGGGUCGAGGCAACAGGACAGACGUGAGGCGCGCGCGACUUCUUUUCAAGUGGGGACACGAUCCAUGGCCUGCCGCCGGCGAUGCGAGCGGCUGAUUACUCAUAGCAGUCCUUCGCUCGUUCGUCAACGUUUUUUAUACGUAUUUAUGUCAAUCGCUAUGCGUUAUUCGAUGUCAUAUAGUUUCAUUAUACGUCGCUAUUAUUAUUACGGUCUUGAACACACGCAUGCUUUGACUCUCUACCCGACCCUGGUCGAUACUCGUUUAUUAUAACCGAUGUAAGUAGUUGAUCUACAUAUGAAUAAAUCGCAAACUAUAUUUAGCAUCAGUGGGUUUUUAACGGAAAACAGAGAUAUAACGAGUAAUAAUCGUUUCUCGUUACGAUGUCGAUGGUUCCGAACGCGGCAUUCGUUUCUUCCAGUAUAAGUAGCGGAAAUUCUGCGUUGACAGCAUGAAUUAUGUACUUCUAGCUAGCUGAAACCCGACCAACCCUCCACAGCGCCGGUAUACGCAUAUUCCCCCAGCAAUAAUAUUGGCGUUUCUUACUUCAUCAGCUGUUUUGAAUUUAGAUACUCACUGCUAUAUGCGUGCGAAUAUUUCAGGGAAACGGAAAGUAGCCCUAAUACUAAUAGUGAGAGCGGGAAGAAAGAAAGAGCUGGAAUGAAAGAAGAGAAGGGUUGUGUGUGUGUGUGUGUGUGUGU